GCGGAGGGGCCAGAGUUGUGAGCGCGGCGCUGAUUGCCGCGGCGGACAAAGCAAACCGGAUCCCAGACCCCGAGGAGCCCCUCGGACCCGCCCGGCCUGGCCAGGCCCCGCGCGAUGAAGUUCCUCUGGGCCCCUCUCUUGGGUCUGUGCUGCAGUCUGGCCGCUGCUGACCGCCACACCGUCUACUGGAACAGUUCCAACCCCAAGUUCUGGAAUGAGGACUACACAGUACAUGUGCGGUUGAAUGACUACCUGGACAUCAUCUGUCCACAUUAUGAGGAUGACUCUGUGGCAGAGGCCGCCAUGGAGCAGUACACGCUGUACUUUGUGGAGCAUGAGGAGUACCAGCUGUGCCAGCCCCGAUCCAAGGACCAGGUCCGCUGGCACUGCAACAAGCCCAACACCAAGCGUGGCCCGGAAAAGCUGUCUGAGAAGUUCCAGCGCUUCACGGCCUUCACCCUGGGCAAGGAGUUCAAAGAGGGACACAGUUACUACUACAUCUCCAAACCCAUCCACCAGCAAGAAGAUCAAUGCUUGAGGCUGAAGGUGACCGUCAAUGGCAAAAUCACUCACAGUCCUCAGGCCCAUGCCAAUCCACAGGAGAAGAGGCUUCCAGAAGAUGACCCAGAGGUACAGGUUCUACAUAGCAUCGGUCACAGUGCUGCCCCUCGCCUCUUCCCACUUGCCUGGGCUGUGCUGCUUCUGCCACUCCUGCUGCUGCAAACUCCGUGAAGGUGUAUGCCAUACUUGGCUUAAGGAUUGAGACUGGGCUGAGGGGUAGGGGCAGGCAUCACUCACCUGUCCUGGGGCAGCUCCCAAAGCCCCAGUCCUGGGAACCAUUCCCACCACAUGCACAAGCUGCUACCCAGCAGCUUUGAAACGGGUCAGUAUUAAGAGUUUCAACCCAAAGGAGGUUGGGAAGCCUGGCAGUGCCAUCCCCACCUCCACCUCAGAGGGACAGAGAAAGAAGUGGGGACAGUCCUUUCCCCUCCAUUCCUGCUAUUAAGCCAAAGAAACAACUGUGCAGACAUCACUGCUGAAGAAGGGGCACAUGGCCUAGGGUUAUGCAGGUGGAUGCUGAGCUUAGAAAAGGUGACCCUCCCAGAGAGAGCCAGGAUGCCCAGAUGAACUGAUGGAAGGAAAAGCUUGGGGGGCAGGGGCAAGAGAGGCAGCAUGCUUGGGCUGACCUAGCAUCACCCCACCAAAAGUUCCAUCUGUGGAGCUGCCACAGAGAGGUUAUGGCAAGGUCCUGCAUCCUCUGCCCCAUCCUGGGGGCAGCACUCCCCAGAGCUGUGCCAGCAGGGGGCUGUGCCAACCUGUUCUUAGAGAGUGUAGCUAUAAGGGCAGUGCCCAUGUGUACAGAGUCUGCCUACAGUGUAGUGUGAAGGGCAGGGCCCACGUGUACGAUAUCUGUAUAUAAAGUAGCUGUGUGUCUGUGCUGAUUUCUACAACUGGAAUUUUUAUACAAUGUUCUUUGUCUCAAAAUAAAGCCAUGUGUUUGUUUUA
This is a messenger RNA of Choloepus didactylus (southern two-toed sloth), 1506 nucleotides long. RefSeq names its product ephrin A1 (gene EFNA1). Gene Ontology annotation, cellular component: plasma membrane. The coding region runs from base 115 to 732 and encodes 205 amino acids. Gene Ontology annotation, molecular function: ephrin receptor binding. The transcript has 5 exons. NCBI's taxonomy places the organism in Eukaryota, Metazoa, Chordata, Mammalia, Pilosa, Megalonychidae. The record is from RefSeq and is a predicted model, not a curated record. Gene Ontology annotation, biological process: ephrin receptor signaling pathway; axon guidance.